Cordyceps militaris CM01 is the source of this 1545-nucleotide messenger RNA. RefSeq lists its product as uncharacterized. The record is from RefSeq and is a predicted model, not a curated record. NCBI's taxonomy places the organism in Eukaryota, Fungi, Ascomycota, Sordariomycetes, Hypocreales, Cordycipitaceae. Gene Ontology annotation, molecular function: holo-[acyl-carrier-protein] synthase activity; magnesium ion binding. The transcript is spliced from 7 exons. The coding region runs from base 1 to 1545 and encodes 514 amino acids. Gene Ontology annotation, biological process: fatty acid biosynthetic process.
AUGGCCAACCUGAACCGCUUCAACCCCUUUGGCCGGCGCGAGUCGCACUCGGCCGCUGCCAUCACCACCUACAAGGUCCUCACCCUCCUCACCUGGCUCCUCUCCGUCGUCGUCUCCGUCUACUUUGUCGUUCGCGGCCAUCUCUGGGACAUCAACUACCAUCACCGAAGCGCCUUUACCCUCAACUCCAUCAUUACUUCCAUCUUCUGGAUCGUCCUCUUUGCCCUCCAGCUUGGGUACGUCGGCCACCUCUUCUCCAAGACGCCCGAGGUUGCCCACGCCGCCUCGAGCGUCGGCAGCCACUUCAUCCUCAACAACCUGCUUCACGCCCUCUUCGUCUACCUCUUCACCCGCCCGCACUUUCACUGGGCCGAGGUCGUCCUCGUCGUCAACUUUGUCAACCUCGUCUCUCUCUACUUUCGUCACAACACUUACCCGCGCUUUAUCCACGCCCCCGUCGUCUCCGGCCCUCUCGCUUGGACCUUUGUCGCCAUUUACUGGAACGGCGCCAUCAUGGUGCCGCAUCAGAACAGCCUGGUCGCCCGCGUCUUUGCCAACAUUUUCAUCUGGUCCCUGCUCGCCUUUGGCCUGUUUUUCCUCGGCGUCUACAAUGACUACACCAUGAGCUUCUCCCUCUCCGUCCUCGCCGCCGCCAUUGGUGUGGCUCAGUUCACCCACCAUAUUGUCGCCCUCCAGUGGAUCUUUGCCUUUACCAUCAUGGGCCUCUUGUUCCUUGCCACCCUGGGCGUCGCCGUGCCCGUCUGGACCGGCCGCGACAUUCGCUGGAGGAAGCGCACCGAUGUGACGGACGCCGAGCGCGCCCCUCUUCUCAACGAUAAUGGUUACUCUAUCCGUACAGUUAAAUUGAUUUACUUUUUUACUCGAGGAGCAUGGCAUGGGGUUCGAUACAAGUGGGUCGGUGCAUCCAUCAUGCCGGCGCUAAAAAAUAUGCAGGCAAAUCAUCCAACCAAUUUUCUGAUGUUGUGUCUGCAUCUCGAGAUUGAGAAGAUUACAGAAACACUCGACAACAUGAAGCCGUUACGCGCCUUCCCGCUGCCCCUCAACGUGGGCACCGAUAUCUGCCAAAUCUCCCGCGUCUACGGCAUCCUUACAGGGCCGCGGGCGACGCGCUUCGUCGAGCGCAUCCUGACGCGCGAGGAGCGACCGCGUUUCGGCAAAUUGGCCGGUACGCUGCCGCUCAGGAUGCCCGCCGCGCGGGACGCGCAACAUGACCACACGGCGGCGGCGGCGUCGGCGCGGGACCCGGAGGGAUGGAAGGCAGCGGCGUUUAUGGCCGGCCGGUUCGCCGCAAAGGAAGCCGCCAUCAAGGCGCACGCGCACAGGCAGCUCACCUUUCAUGACGUCGUCAUUGAGAGGCGCGCAGCCGGGGCCCGCACGGAGACGCUGGGCAGUGGCCCGCCAGUGGCGAGGAUCAGGGCGGUGGCCGAGGCGGAUGAGGACGAGAGCGCCUUGAUUUCCAUUAGCCAUGACGGCGACUACGCAACGGCCGUUUGCCUGGCUCAUGACUCGAGCGUGACGGGAUAA